AGUCAGUAAGUGAAAGUGAAACUAGUCAAGCUGUUGUUGUCGAGGGAGCAGGCAGUGUUUCUAGCUCUUCGUUUUACACCUUUUAUUGAAGAUAAAGUGCUCUGAACACUGAGAAAAUAGGAGGAAGUUUGUUUUAGUUGUAAGGAAGAGCCCGCUGAAAUCUUUUCUGCACUUUCCUUGCUCUCUGCACCAUGCCGGACACUCAGCUAUGUUUGGAGGCCCUGUCGGCUCUCUCUGGCUGUAAUGUGGAGCAGACAGACGGCUCCUCUCAGCUCACCCCGCAGGACUUUGUGAACGUCGUUGCCCUGAAGGAGUUUUACAAGCAGGAGGGCUUUAAGCAGCUGGAGUACCCCAGUUUAGGGACUUUAUCCCUGCAGGAUCUGGAUGAAAGGGACCUGUACAGCUCCCCCCUGUCGCUGAAGGAGGGCCCCUCCACCGCCGGACCCCCAGAGAACAUCCUGACCACAAUGAAGAUCAACCCUCAGGACUUCUUCCACCCGCAGUUCAACUACGACUUCACCAACAUCAAGGACGGUAACACUACGUUCCUGAGAGGAAAUGAGCCGUACCUCCGUCCCUGCGGCUGGAACCGAGUCGCCCUGCAGGUCACCAAGCGGUACGAUGGUGGCAACGGCUGGCUCGGAACGGGGGCAGACGCCUGGCCCGUCUCGUACCACGGAAACAACAUGGACGGCUCCCUGGGCGUCAUCUUUACACGUGGAGAGAACACCACGGAUGACCCACAGUUCCUGGAUGCCGCCGCUGCCUCUCUGGUCCAUGGGGAGACGAAAGGAAGAGGGGUGUACUCCACGCCCGAUGUCCAGAUGGCAGAGAAAUAUUGCAAGAAGUUCAAGUCCAAAGUGGACGGGAAGACGUACAAAGCUGUCCUCCAGAACCGCAUCAACCCAGCGAAGAGGAACAAGUGUCAGAGAGAAAACGUGUGGCUGGUCUACGUCCCUGAAGGCUCCAACGACGUCCAGACCAGAGGCAUCGUGCAGGAGUCCAUGCGACCCUACGGGCUGCUGCUGAAGCAGGUUUAAGAUAAUCAGGAACAUUUAAUCUGCCUGAAGUUUUCCUGAUUCACUUCUCUGCAGUGAAAUUCUACAGAAGUUUAUAAAUGUUAAGUUUCAGCACGUGCUCCGAUCAGGUUUGUUAGGGAUGUGGAAAAAAAAACUAAAGAAAUAGCUAAAACCAUUUUCUUAGAGCCUCUGUCCACAAAACAUCAUUUUCUGUUAAAGCCUUUUUCUUUCCAACUCUUCCCAUGACAGAGAGAGCAGACUUUUUGAAAAGGUGCUGCUGUCAGCGUCACUGUUUCUAUCAGUCAAAUAGAGUCAGUCGUGUCAUCCUGCUAUCCAAAUUCAACAUGUAUUCAAAUUAAAGUAGCAACUCUGGUUUCAAAAAUUAAAAUCUGCAUUCUUCCAAACAGCCAGCAGGGGGCAAACACCCCUGGAUACAGAAUGUUGCCAGAUUACAGAUAGGCAAAAUGAACGAGUUUAUGGUCUCGAUCUCCAGUUUCAAGUCUUCUUCUAUACAUCCUGAUGAAGUAAAUGUUGGUCCCACUUAGAGUCACCCAGAGCACAAAGCAGGGGCGAAGUUAAGGUGAGGGCGGCUACCUGGGAUUGUUACGUUGUUACAACUGUCAACAAAGAUGGAUCAUAACCAGUGCAUAUCCAUCCUAAAAUGCCUAAUCCCUAAAUGUCUCCAGAUCUACGUCUUUUAUUUUGAUAGUGUUAAAGUCUUCAAUGUUCUGCAAACCUCAUAAACAUAAUGCUGCUCUCCUCCUUACCUGGAAACCUCCUUCACCGAGUUCACACACGAUCUGUAGCUAAAGCUGCCUUUUUUUACAGUCUCAUGUUUUAACAACUUUAAAAAACUAAGAAAUCUUUUUAACCUCUGGGAUUAUUUCAAGCUCUGGGCUGUAAUGAUUUGACUUACAUGAUGAGUCAUAGAAAAUAAAACAACAUAUCAAGUU
Messenger RNA from Labrus mixtus (cuckoo wrasse), 1972 nucleotides. RefSeq lists its product as uncharacterized. NCBI's taxonomy places the organism in Eukaryota, Metazoa, Chordata, Actinopteri, Labriformes, Labridae. The record is from RefSeq and is a predicted model, not a curated record. The coding region runs from base 192 to 1040 and encodes 282 amino acids. The transcript has 2 exons.